Sabethes cyaneus is the source of this 577-nucleotide messenger RNA. Its product is annotated as titin-like. The record is from RefSeq and is a predicted model, not a curated record. The transcript is spliced from 2 exons. The coding region runs from base 71 to 568 and encodes 165 amino acids. NCBI's taxonomy places the organism in Eukaryota, Metazoa, Arthropoda, Insecta, Diptera, Culicidae.
CCGGUACCGUCAAUUCAGAUCAUUUCAUAUACACUGUGGGGCGCAGUUCUAUCCAUAGCGCGUGGCUAUCAUGAAGGCGUUUAUUGUGUUGUCCAUCAUCCUGGCAGUUGCCGCCAGUACUGCAGUCGACAGCUCGAAAAAGGAUAAGCGUAGCUUGUACGAACAUCAUGAACCGUUUGUCUUCCCGGAGCACGAGCCAGAAGUGAAACAUGUGACGAUUGAGAAAAACGUUCCCGUGCCCUAUCCCGUGGAAGUAGAGAAACAUGUUCCCUAUGAAGUUAAGGUCCCUUAUCCGGUCGAGGUCGAGAAGAAAGUCCCGGUCUACGUGGAGAAGAAGGUUCCCAUCUACGUCGAGAAGAAGGUUCCCGUGCACGUUGACCGACCGGUACCUUAUCCAGUCGAAGUAAAAGUUCCAGUGGUCCAGAAGGAAUACGUCGAAGUGCCCAAACCGUACGCAGUUCAUGUCGAAAAGCCAGUCCCAGUGUACAUCAGUAAGCCAGUGUACGUAGAAAAGGCCGUUCCCGUUACGGUCCUAAUUAAGCAACACAAGAAGAGCCUGUGGGGUUAAGCUCUCCCA